This is a messenger RNA of Salpingoeca rosetta, 4552 nucleotides long. RefSeq lists its product as uncharacterized. The record is from RefSeq and is a predicted model, not a curated record. Bases 131 to 4327 code for a protein of 1398 amino acids. Lineage: Eukaryota; Choanoflagellata; Craspedida; Salpingoecidae. The transcript has 2 exons.
CUGAAUUCAGUUGCUCUUGUGCCAUGUGGAUACACAGCACACAACACAACACACACACACACACUCACUCACUCACUCACUCACUCAACAUGUCCAACACGCCUUACAGCAGUACGUUGAUUGCUGGCACAUGUGCCGUCGCAACCCGGUGGUUGCAACGGUCGAUAACGGCGGCGGCCGGCUGAACAUGGCCCACAAGGGCGUGGCGCCUACACGGCAAGGGCUCCGCCGGUCCCAGCGCGUCGCAGCGCAAAGGGCCCCGGGCCACUACCGAGAGGUCGCCAACCCGCGCGCUCUUACCAGACGCGCGAGUACACCUAGCCGUGGCCUUCCACAGGGCUCAACCCGCGCAGACGACCGAGGACCCGAGCACAACGACAACGGCAACGACGACGUUGACGACGACGACGACUAUGCUGUCGCGGCAGAGGCAAACAGAGAGGAGCCGCUGUGCACCUCCAGCCCCGCCCGGCACGAAGGGAGUGACGACCACCUCCAGCCCGUCGAUGACGGACGGUCGACACACUCCCAACAUUCCAGCACAGCCAUGAGCGACACGCUCGACGCGCUCAACGUAACCGACACGCUCGACGCGCUCGACGUAAGUGACACGUUCGACGCGCUCGACGACAGCGAGUUGGUUUCGUCGGGCGAGUUGGUGGACGCCCUCCAAAGCGUCUACGGCCCCGAACCACCCUCCGACACAGAGGCGACUGACGCUCAUGGCCCUAAUGCGCUCACGCCCGCGCAAAGCGGGCACCAAGGAGGCCCAGCCUCACACCAACAUGGAGACCACGCCACAGCGCGUGCGCCUCCCCACGGGGCCGCCGAGGCCCAGCACCAACAGCCGACGGCGGCGAACACCACCGCAGCAUUGUCCACGGCCGCGUCCGCUGCACACGAGCCAGCCCAGGCUGCUACUCCCGAACCCCGGACCCCUGCGGAUCCUGGUGGUGAGGAGCAGAGCAUCCCGGACACACCGCUAGCGGACGUGUUCGACCUUAUGCAAUGCUGCGACGACGCCAACUGCUGGGUGAAGGACCACACCCCGUAUGCCCACGACGGAUCGUUCGCAGGGCCCUUGCCGAAGCUCCCCUGCCCCUUCGGCAACUGCAGCGUGCACUCGCACAACGCGGCAGAUGGCCACAAGAACCUCACCGCGCUCGCCACUCACAUACCCCUCGGGCUCGGCUUCUGCACGAAGUGCGCGUACGUGUGCUCUCCGCGGCACAAGUGCAAGCACGCGGAGGCAGUUCCGGAGGACCCGCCCGAAACCCACUACAAGCCGGAGUCGUGGUGGAACGCCAAGUUCGCUACUUUCGAGCAAGAUCUGGUGUCCAGGGUGGCCAACGUGGACGUGUAUCACGGCGUCAAGACGGCCGUCGACGUCAGAGUUCGCUCCCCGACAGAACGACGCGCAGUCCUGAUUGCGGACUCCCUGAUCGGACAGGCGUGUGCCCUCGCGGACGACCCCGACAACGACGACCAGUACACCUACCUUGACGCCGGCGUCUACCUCCUCCAACGCGUUUUCGCCCGCACGCCCCAGCACUUCCUCUCCCAGAACACGACGCUGGCACGAAUGCGGAUGCUAGCCGCACGGGAGUGGGACGAGCUGGAGGAGAGUGUGACGCGGAAGCCCAGCGGACGCCCGGCCACAGGAGACCGGGCGAAAGCACGGGCGGCGGCGAAGCGGUUUCGAGCUGGGCAAAUGUCCAAAGGCCACUCGAUCCUCCGCGACACCGCCUCCGUCGCGGAGUGGAGCGACGACAUCAAGGAGCAGGUGAAGCAGAAGAUCAUCACGACAGGCAGCGCAGGCCUGCCCAGCAGGGGCGACGACAACAGCGGCGGCGACGCUGGCGGCGACGGGCCACUCGCCAGAACCACCAUCGACGAUCUCCCGGCAGAAAAGAUCACGGAUGCGCUGUACACGCUGGACAGGCAGGCGGCGGCGGGCGCCACCGGGCUCACGCCCGCGACCCUGGCGCAGCUGCACGAGCACGGAGCAUCCCUGCCGAAGCUGGUCAACGCGCUGUAUCAUGGCAAGUUUCGGAAGCGCAUGCCACUCCUCAUGGGUGGACGCGUGGUGCCGCUGACGAAGAGCAAUGGCGGCAUCCGACCUGUGGUCCCCAUGGACAGCAUCGCCAAGCUCCUGGAGAAGACGGUCUUCAGCGCGCACAAGGCCGAGAUCGCCGACGCCCUAUGCCCGCACCAACUCGGCGUCGGCAUCCCCGCCGGCACAGAGUGCAUCGUGCAUGGCCUGCGUGAGUACCUGCGGGCCCACCGGGACCACGUGGCGCAGGCGCUCGACAUCUCCAACGCCUUUGGGGCGGUGACGCGACGCUCAAUCUACGACGCCAUCAGCCGCCGCUUCCCGAGCCUCGCACAUUGCUUCCUGGCGACGUACGGCCAGGCACCGGUCGUCGUCACACCGGGUGGCGACACCCUCCACAUGCGCGAUGGCAUCGCGCAGGGCGGUCCGCUCUCACCGGCGUAUUUUGCCCUUGCCACGAUCCACGCGCUGAAGGAAACCGACAAGGCCCACCCCACGGUCACCGUCGUCGCGUACCUCGAUGACACCUACAUCGUUGGCCCGCGCGAUGACGUCAAGGCGGCCGCGGAGCGGCUCGACACGGAGAUCCGCCGGACGGGGCUGAAGAUCAAUGAAGACAAGACGGUCGUCAUCCCCUACGGCGACCAGACCGCGAAAGUGCUGGGCGUCCCCCUCUUCGGGCCAUACGAGGCAUCCCACCUCGACGAGACACGGAGGGCUCUCGACCUGGCGAGCGCCCACUUGCCGGCGCAACUGGUCUUCCAGUUCCUUCGGUACUGCAUCACGACCAAUUCCGGCUACUUCAUGCGCACGACCCGUCGGUCGAAGGAGUACUGCGAAGCGCUCGACGACAUUAUCGCGGAGCAGCUUCGGCGCAUGAUGGGCGCCUUCAAGCCCCUGUCAUCGCGGGCCCUGACGCGGGCACGACGACCCAUCAAACAAGGAGGCCUUGGGCUACGGAGGCAGACAAGCGUCGCCCCCGCCGCCUUCCUCGGCUCCGUCUGCAGCUUCAGCAAGAGCCCCCACCACCCUUUCCAAGCAUACACCACGCCGGGCGCCGAGUUGGAGGCGGAGAUAGCACAAGCCAUCGCGGAUCUGCACCUCGGCGACGACGGCCCCCGCGACACGAGGGACGUUCUAAACCACGACGCUCGCAGCUUGCAGCAGUUCCUGACCCAGAUCAUGGACAGGAAGACGGGCUGGGACGAGAACCCACGCAACCGAGCCAUUCAACGAGGAGCCAGCCUGCACGGCGGCUACGAGUGGCUCCUGGCCCUGCCCAGCUGCAAGGACCUGCGGAUGUCGGACAAGGUGUUUCGGUUUGCUCUGAGCCAGCGGAUUCGGACACCUUGCUCCGAGUCGCGUGCAUCAGGCAGCUGCUACUGCUGCGGGCGCGAGAUGAAGCUGGACCACGCCGAAGUCUGCGACUCCACGAAGACGGGCCGGCACGACUACAUGCAGAACGCCAUCUCCCGGGCCUUCAUGCAGCUCAACCGCCGCGCGACACAAGAGCCCUCCGGCUUCCCAGGCGCAGGCGGCAAGCGCGGUGACAUCCUCAGCUUCGACAAGUCUGGCGAUUACACCGUGUUUGACCUCGUGUUCGCCGCCCCCGCGGCCAGCUCGUACCAACCACAGGCCGCCAAAGUCAACCUCUACGCGGCGUCGCAGGCGGAACAACGCAAGAUCAAGAAGUACCAGGCCAUCCUACGCGAUCAGGGCGACUUCAAAUUUGUGCCGAUUGCGAUCGAGGCUGGCUCGGGCGCCUGGGGCUCGAAGUUCCGGAAGUUCUUCAGCAGCGACCUUAUGUCCACGACGGACCCACAAACACCACCACACGUGCGCACCUUUACCUCCAUGCACAGCAGCACGUACUGGCGGCAAGUGUUGUCCAUCGCGAGAUGCAAGGCUGAGUGCUACGCGAACCUCCGGUGCAUCGGCCAGAUGCCUCACGACAAGCGGGGCAAAAAUCAGCCGGGCUCGGUCCGGGCGGGAGACACACACACUCCCCGCCAGAGCACCCAGACGGUACAACGAGCGCGCGCUCAAGCCCAGCGCAACCACCAACAGGGCAAGCGCACCCGCAAGCGCAAGCAUCCGCAGACCACACCCCCCGGCCACAACGGCCAGCGCAGCAAUGACAGCAACAACGGCACUGCUGCCACCGCCGCUGCCACCGCCACCACCGACAACGAUGAGGGACAGCCACGCAGCGCCCCCGCGACCUCACGAAGCCCCGGUGGCCCGGCCGCAACAGAGCCCCCUGCGACUGUCUAAGCGACAGUCGCAGCACUACACAUGAGCCUCGCACCGAGGCACUUGGUUUCUAUCUAUCUAUUGAUUCACUUUUCUUUCUGUCUAUGAGGCGCGUGCUCUCACACACAUUCGCCCAUGCACACCGCUGCCCCUUGUUUUGCCGCAAUUGCUUUCCCCAUCUCUGAGCGCUGGGAGCAGUGUAAGAUUUCAGCGAGUUUUCCCCAAUAAACCAAUCGAAUACAAACA